Messenger RNA from Rhopalosiphum padi (bird cherry-oat aphid), 665 nucleotides. RefSeq lists its product as uncharacterized. The annotation marks the transcript as partial. Lineage: Eukaryota; Metazoa; Arthropoda; Insecta; Hemiptera; Aphididae. The transcript has 2 exons. The record is from RefSeq and is a predicted model, not a curated record.
AUGAUGCGUACAAAUUGUUACGGGAUUUGUGCACACCACAGCUACUAAAAGAAAAACAUUUCGAAGAAUUGUGUACGUUGAUGGAAAAUCAUUUUACUCCAAAAAUAAACGUUUUCCGGGAGCGAAAUAAUUUUUAUGCGGCUAGUCAGCAGGAGGGUGAAUCAAUUGCGGAUUUCAUGGCUAGACUUAGAAAUUUAUCAACAAAUUGCAAUUUUGGAGACAAACUUGAAGGUAUCUUAAUCGAUAAAUUUGUUUUCGGAUUUAAAUCGGGGAAGAUUAAGGACAGAAUUUGUGAGGAAAAACCAACCGUUGAAACAACCUUUUCCCAAAUUGUUGAUUGUACUGGCAAAAGAAACUUAUUUAUUUUUCACGGAGACAAAGGGGCAAACGAUACUGGUGACCACGGAGCGCAGAAGCACGGGCAUUUUCAAUCUAAGGGAAGCAGCAAAAAUUUCAAGGGCAAGAAUCAAGAAAUCAACACGGUACCAGAGAACAACAUUUGUCGGGUUUGCGGUAAGCAGCAUAGGGGUAUUCAAAAUUGUAAAUAUAAAAAUUAUCGUUGUAAUUUAUGUGGUACAAUAGGACAUUUAGCUAAGAUGUGUAAUAAACCUAAAAGUACAAAUUUUUUGAAUGUGGAGUCGGUAGAUGACGGUACACAUGAGAGU